AGUAGCGAAGACUCUGAAGGAGACCCUCUUACAAAUGAUCUCGAGCAAAUUGGGAAAUUGAAUUUGAAUAACAUAUCAAGCUAUCUAACUACCAAUAGUUUACCAAAUCUACCAAAUUUACCUAAUUUACCCAAUAUAAGAAACAUUGACUUAAAGAACAACUUGCCUAAUUUCCAGGAGAUUUCCAAUGACAUAUCCCGCUAUAUUUCCUAUUAUGUUACUAGUUCCGAUCUGGUUAAUGAUGAAGAAGGUAGUCAGGCCCAACUUGAUGAAGAACAGCCGGAAUACCAGCAAAGGAUAAUUAACUCUGUGAAGACAGCUAUAUCUACAAGAAUCCAAAUGACCAAGUUUCUAAAUGAUUUGAAUUUAGGACAUUCACUUUCUACUGCGAUUGAUCGUUUACAACCAGUGAAAAGUAUUAUUCAUGAAAGUAUAGUGUUACCGGUGGAAGAUACUAGUGAUUUUGAAGAUGACGAAUAUCAUGAUGUUAAGAAAGAAAUCAAUUCGACUGAGCCGGUAGGGGUUGACUCAAUUGUUCACACGCAACAACCGUUAAUCAAUGAGAUUGUUAUACCGGAAGAAAAUAGUGAACCACAUCAUCAUCAUCAUCACCAUCAUCAUCAUCAUAAGCGAAGAAAGAAGAGAGAUUAUACCUACUCUGACGAGUACGAUAGCUCUAAUCAAACCGGAAGUGAUUUAGAUAACAUAGAAGGACUUACGAUGGAAGAAACCAUAUCAUUAACGCAUCUUGACUCAUUGGAUGAUUUUUAUAAAGAGGACUUAUUAAGGCAAAAAAUACAAAAGAUUCAAACUCUGAAUAAUUUAAAUCAGUUACAGAAGAAUAAAUUAGUUACUCGAUUAAUGAUGGGGAAUUAUUAUAAAUUGAUCAAUGAUAAAUUAGCCAAAGAUAACCUUCAAUUACUACCGAAACAUAGCAAAGAGAAGUUAGUUAUUGAAGAUAAAGAAGAGGAAGAAGAAGAACCUGUUGAAGAAGUCAAGCCAAUGGAUGAUGUAAUUGAAGAGGAGGAAGAAUCUGAGGAUGAGGUUAUAUUAACCGAAUCAGAUCAAAUAGCAUCGUAUUUUGAUCCACCUACUAAUUCAAUAAUGGGAUGUCAACAUUAUCAAACCAAUUGUAAGAUUGAAUGUCCCAAAUGUUAUAAAUGGUUUGCGUGUCGAUUUUGUCACGAUAAUGAAAUUAGUGAUCAUAAAUUGAUAAGAUCAGAAGUUAAACAUAUAUUAUGUAUGUUUUGCAAUACUCCACAAAUUCCAGAAAGUAAUUAUUGUAUUAAUUGUGAAAAUGAAUUAGCCAAUUAUUUUUGUUCAAUAUGCGUGUUGUACGAUAAUGAUAUUACCAAAGAUAUAUAUCACUGUGACAAAUGUGGAAUUUGCCGAUUAGGAUUAGGAUUGGGUAAAGAUUAUUUCCAUUGUGAUAAAUGUAAUAUAUGUUUAUCAAUUGAUUUGAAAGAACGACAUAAAUGUUUAACCAAUACUACUCAUUGUAAUUGUCCAGUUUGCAAUGAGUAUUUAUUUACAUCAGUGAACAAAGUUGUCUUUAUGAAAUGUGGACAUUCAAUUCAUCAAAAUUGUUAUGACGAAUUAAGUAAACAUUCAUAUAAAUGUCCAAUUUGUAAAAAAACUGUUGUUAAUGUUGAAACCCAAUUCAGAAUAUUGGAUCAAGAAAUUAGACAAUCACCUUUACCAUUACCUUAUAAUUUAUGGAGAUGUAUCAUAAGUUGUAAUGAUUGCAAAGGAAAAUCAAAUACUUCCUACCAUGUUCUUGGUUUAAAAUGUAAAUAUUGUCAUAGUUAUAAUACCAAUCAAAUAAAAUUAAUUAAACCAGAAGAUGAAGAAGAAGAUCAAUUACUUGAAAAUAAAACUAUAUUAAAUGAAUUACCCAAUCUUGAAACCGAUAAUAGAAUUAAUUCAAUGAGAUUAAUUAAAACAAGUUUACUGGAUAAUUUUAGAAUCGAUGAUCAGCAAGAAAUAAUUUCCGGUCCUGCUGAUGAUGAAUUACUGGACGAUGAAUUCAAUCAUGAUAAUCCUCAAAAUAUAGUCAAUUUUAAAAGAUUAACCAAUGCAAUUGUCACUAAUUUACAAAACGUCGGUGGCUCCUCUAGCCAGUCUCCUCCUCAAUCAGAAAAAUACCAACCCCAAAUUACUUCGUAUAUUAGAUCCAUACUACAGAACUUCAUUAAUAACGCUACC
Molecule: messenger RNA, 2205 nt
Organism: Hyphopichia burtonii NRRL Y-1933
Lineage: Eukaryota; Fungi; Ascomycota; Pichiomycetes; Serinales; Debaryomycetaceae
Exons: 1
Biological process (GO): ubiquitin-dependent protein catabolic process; protein ubiquitination
Cellular component (GO): nucleus
Molecular function (GO): zinc ion binding; ubiquitin protein ligase activity
Source: RefSeq, a predicted model, not a curated record